Messenger RNA from Echinostoma caproni, 924 nucleotides. The record is from the annotation of a GenBank genome assembly. NCBI's taxonomy places the organism in Eukaryota, Metazoa, Platyhelminthes, Trematoda, Plagiorchiida, Echinostomatidae.
UGCUUUUUGAUCGACGGGAUUUCUCCUUUUACUGUAAUUCACAUUAUCUGUAAUAUAAAUCCAGAGAGUUCAAAAUCAAACCGUUCCAUACUCUACACUAGUGUUUGUUCGCAAUCCUCAUCGCCUAACGAAUAUAUUUACCACGUUAAAUGGAUUCGGUUUCGCGGUAGAACGACGUCCAUAAUCACACAAAACGAAAAUGGGCCAUGCCCAUUAAUUGCCAUUUCCAAUGUCCUAUUGUUGCAAAAUGUCAUCUCGUUGCCUCAAAACACAGAAGUCGUGACAGGGGAACGUUUGAUCACCACACUGACCGAUGUAUUACUGUCAAAGUCCCUGAAGGGUUUGGAUAAAGGUCAACUGCUCAAUUACGAAACCACGGUAUCUGAUGCCUUGAAUUUGUUUCCUAGUCUUCAAACUGGUUUGGAUGUGAAUGUUCGUUUCACGGAUGUGUCCGCCUUUGAGUUCACCUCGGUUUUGGGUGUGUUCGACCUGUUUGGAAUCUCUUUGUAUCACGGAUGGUUGGUUGAUCCAAGAGACAUGGAAUUAGCCUCAGUUGUUGGCAACCGAACGUAUAAUCAGCUGGUCGAACAAAUCAUUCAUUUGAAGGCGUCCACCAAUCCGGAAGACGUUCAUAAAGGUCUACUGGCGGACACAUUUUUGGAGCAAACAGCUUCACAACUGACAUAUCACGGGCUGUACGAAUUGGCCGAUACAUUGAACGAAGGACAACUGGCUGUUUUGUUCAGAAAUAAUCAUUUCUCCACCAUCAUCAAACAUCAGGUAUGCCCACAUUGUGUGUGUGUGCACACGUGCACUUUGUGUGAAAUCGGUGUCGAAAUACUUUCGCACUCUUUUUUACAACCAAUAACCAUGCACUUUCGUGCGCCUGUUUUGGUUGCCCAUUUGGAUAAAAGAGCGAAAUGA